Armigeres subalbatus is the source of this 8489-nucleotide messenger RNA. It is a transcript of the gene Mgtor, whose product is annotated as nucleoprotein TPR. Bases 338 to 8248 code for a protein of 2636 amino acids. The record is from RefSeq and is a predicted model, not a curated record. The transcript has 9 exons. Gene Ontology annotation, biological process: mRNA export from nucleus; protein import into nucleus; regulation of mitotic spindle assembly. NCBI's taxonomy places the organism in Eukaryota, Metazoa, Arthropoda, Insecta, Diptera, Culicidae. Gene Ontology annotation, molecular function: structural constituent of nuclear pore. Gene Ontology annotation, cellular component: nuclear pore.
AUUUUGCGAAAAGCCGACAUUGUUGUGUAGAUCGUCUCGUCGUGAGUCGCCGUCUUUCGUUUUAGUGGAGUUUUCCCCAAAAACCGGCGUGUUCUCAGUGAUCAAAAGGUGCCGAAAAUAUCGAAAAAGUGUGACGAAACGUUCGGGGAACCAGUGUUUGAUAUUUUUAGUGCGUAAAUUAGUGUCGAGGGGGGCAUUUUUGUUAAAAUCCGAACAAGAAACGCUCGACACGCACACACUUCGGGAAAAGGGUUGACAGCAGCAGUAGCGAAGAAAGAACGCCAUCCACAUUUUUUACGACUAGCAAACACCUUCAAGUUCUCCGAUACGGCUGGUGAUGGAAGUGGAUGAAAGCCCGGAAGUGACCGCUGGUGCGCCAGAGGUGGCCACCAACGAAGAUGACAAACCGACGACAACGGUCGAUGCUGCCGCUCCCAAAGACGAAGUGUCACCAACAGCAUCGGCGGAAGAAGAGCAGCCUGCUGUUGAAGGUGGAGGGGCACUUCGUUCGAUCCUGUCCGACGAGGAACUUGCUACCAUUCCGGCCGAAACGACGAAAAAAAUUGAGGGUCAUUACGAGCAAAAACUGGAGGAGUUUCUAACGGCCAAAGCCCUCUGCGAAACGGCAAAGACCAAUGUUGAGCAACUCAAAGUAGAAUACGAAAAACAAAUCGAGGAGCUCACAUUAAAGUAUCAGGAUGAAUCGUCGAAGUACCAUUUCUCCCAGCAGAGCAUCAAGGAGCUUCGUCUUGAGCUGGAGGAUUGCAAACAGGAGAUGAGCCAGGCCAGGGAUAAAGUGAAGCAAAACGAUGCUGACACUGCACGGUUCCGCCGCGAGCGCAACGAAGCUGUUAACGAACGGGACACCCUGCUGAACGCUGUUGAGCGUAAAACGUUGGAAGUAGAGCGACUGCAAGCCGAUGUAAUGGCACUGGAGCACAAGCUGAAAUCUGCCAACGUGACCAAGUGCGAAGCAUUGGCCAAACUCGAGGAAAUCCAGAGCAAGGAAUUUUCGCUCGAUUUCAAGGAAAAACGAAUGGACAAGGAGCUUUCGAUGCGCGACAACCAGAUCUGCAAGCUCACCGAAGAUUUGAAUCGAGCCUUGCAGGAUCUGCAAAACGUCCGUCGGGAUCAAAACUUCAAGGCGCUGACGACGGAUACUAAGCUCACGGAAAAGACUGAAGAACUGAAAAUUGUCACGGCUCAAAUCGCACAUUUGAACGAACAAAACCAAGAACUGACCACACGGGCUGAGGAUCUGGCCAGUAAACUUUUGCAGCAAAGCGAAGAAACACGCAAAAUGAUGGAUCACUACCGCAAGGAAUUGCAGUCCCAGACGAAACUUUGCGAACUGUACCAAGAGGAUUGUGAGGACAACAAGAAACAGACCGAAGAGCUAGGUGCAGCCGUUUCUGAAUUGAAAAAGUUACUAAACGAAGCAAGCGAUUCAUAUGGAAAGCUGGAAACGCAACAGAAGACUUUGAACUUGAAGCAUGAAAAGGAGCUUGAGACAAAGAACCAGGCCAUCCAGCAGUUGAAGGAUGAAUUGAAGCAUGCCAAUGAGCUGCUUAAACUGGCCAGGGAGGAGAACUUGGAACACGCGGUGGAAAAGUUGGCUCCGACUGCUGCCGCUACGAGUCGCCUGAUCAAGUCCGGUAUGACUUUAACGGAGCUGUACACAAUGUACGUCAAGACGGCUGAGGAUUUACAGGUUGAGAAAAAAGAAAACAGUAAACUCCAACUGCAAAUCAAAAACAUCGUUCAAGAAUUGGAGGAACGAGCACCGGAGCUUACCCGCCAGCAGAACGAGUAUCAGAACCUUAAGGAUGCCAACGAGGAAAUGAGUCUACAGCUGAACAAACUAAUUGAGGAGAACGCCGACGUGCGGUCGGAGUUGGUAUCGAUGCAGGAUAAGGUGCGCUACCUAGACAGUGAGAACAAGAAAUUCAAACUGGAACGGGGAGAUCUAAGCCGGCAGAUUUGUCAUUUGCUGCGCGAGAUCGAACAAAUGCGAGGAGGAUAUACCUCUGAAGCGGACCAAUCUAUUUCAUCGGACAUGAGCGCCAAUGAAGUGAUUACAAAGAAGUUGGUAACAUUCAGUGACAUACAGGAGCUGCAGGAGAAUAACGUCAAACUGCUUCUGGUAGUGAGAGACUUCAGUGCCAAGCUGGAAGAGUUGGAAGUCGCUCAGAACGCUAUGAGCCAGGCUACAUUCGAGGCAAAGAUCGCUUCCUAUAACAAACGACUACAUGAGAUGCAGGAGACGCAAGAGUACCAGACUCAAAUGAUGCAGCAGUGUAUUCAGCAGAGAGAUCGUUACAAGAAAAUGUAUCACGAUGCAAUGCGUAGUUAUAAUGCUGUGGGAGGCAAGGGCACAUUAGGGGCGAGUCUGAAUGGAUCCCUCUCGGGUGAAAAUGCGGAUGUAGCUAUGGAUGAAGAAAUUCCAAGCGGAUCCACUGUUAGUGCGAUUUCCAGCGAAGCAGUCGUAGAAAAAGAAAAGAAGAUCGCCGAAUUGGAGACAAAGGUCAAAGAGAAUCAGAAACAGCUGGCCUCUUUGAAGGAAGAAUACGACAAUUAUCGUAAGGAAAAACUAACUAACGACAAGAUGAUGAACGAACAGUUCGAUUCCAUGCGAACGGAACUUCGAGAGCUUUCCUCUAAGAACAUCCAACUUGUAGCCACCGUUGAGUAUAACAACGAACAAAUAAAGAUUCAGCAGAAGAACGUAGCUACCUACAAGAAGCAAAUCACUACCCUGGAAGAGCGCAAUAAAAACUACGAGACAACAAUUUCCAAGCAGGAAGCCACAAUCAUGUAUCUUAAGGAUGAAACUAUGAGUGCACAGUCGAAGCUGGCCCGUGCCGAAGUUCAAGUUGAGAACCUGAAGCACGAAUGUCGCAUCCUCAAGGACGCUGAAUCACGACUGCAGACUGAACGGGAGAUUCUCAACCGAGAACGACAAAACCAGAACCUUCUACUGAACAAUCUGGAAAUGAUUAAGGUUACCAUGGAACGCUCCGAAGCUGAGGGUCGCAUUCGCCUAGAAACACGAUUGGAUGAAACAGCCCGGGAAUGCUCAGCCUUGCGACGUCGCCUCCAGGAAGAGCAAGAUCGUUUCCGAGAGCUCACAACUCACCUUGAAAGACAAAUGCAAACCGCCAAACAGCGAAUGGAAGAGGAAAUGGCUAUCGCUGAAACGGUGCAGGCAGAACUGAAGAACACUCGUGACGAGCUGGAAAUCAAGUCUCGCAAAAUUGACGAUCUGAGCAAGAAACUUCAGGAAACCCUAUCUCCUAACGAUGAGGACAAUCCGGUUACGCAAGCUUUCAAGAAAAUCCGUGAGCUCGAGAAAAAGCUGAGCGAAAAUGAGAUCGAGUUCGAGUCACUACGGAAAGAACUCGCCACCGCCAAGGAACAUGUCAAACAGUAUUGCAACAUGUCCGAGUCUUCAGAAAAAGAGCUCAAAGAUCUCAACGAACUGUACACCACUUACAAAACGCAGACUGAAGCCGAGUUGGGUACUCUGAAAAAGAGUGAUACCGAGUUGAAGGCUCAAGUCGAAGAGCUCAAAACGGAAAUUUCCCUCAAGAAAACUGGCGAACAGCUAACCACUUCCACUGAUACCGAAUCCGAACUGCACAAGGUUCAAGUUGAACUAAAGCAAUCUUUGGAGAAGAUCACCGAAAACAACAAAGAGCUUCGCGAACUGCGCGAGAAGAACAACUCCCUGCUGGAGCAGGUACAAGUUGCAGAACAGAAAUACGCCAAUGAGAUGGUUCAACACUCGAACGACAUCCAGCAGCUCUCCGUCCUCAAGGAAGAAGUUCAGAAGACUAAGCUCCAGUUCGACGAGCUUAAGCUUGCCCGUGACCAGGCCAUUGAACGGUUCAGCACCAGCGAAGAAUGUUGGAAGAAUCGUGAGGAAAUGAUGAAGAAGGAAAUUGAACAGCUGGAGGAACGUCUUUCGGAUUUGAACUCGCAGAAUGCCGCUUUGCAUGAUCAAAUUCAAAGUCUCAGCACUAAGCUUUCUAUUACGGCGGUGCAAGCCAUGGAGCAGAAAUCGGCGGACGAAUCCAUGAACAACGAAAGCGCAAUGGAUGACAGUUCGGUGCUGAAUAAGUCCAUCUCGGAUGAAGAGAAACGUUCCGUCGAUCAGCUGCUGCAGAUCAUAAAGUAUCUUCGCAAGGAAAAGGACAUCGCGGUUGCCAAGUUCGACAUCCUUCGAUCGGAGAAUGUGCGAGUGCAGUCGGAACUGAUGAUGUUCCAGAAGAAGCUUGAAGAAUCGCAGGCUGAGCUGGCAACGGAACGCGAGAAAUCCGAAACUGGGGUAGUAACUGCCGCUAAACACGAAGAUAUUUUGAGGAAACUUGAAACUUUCAACGCUAUUACGGAUAGCAAUCGAGUGCUGCGAGAGGAACGCGACAGUUUGAAUAAGAGAAUCAGGGACCUGUCUGAACGUUUACUGAAGGCAGAGGAUGAAUUGUUCCCGCUACAAGAGAAGGUCCGUGAAUUGAGUGUCAAAAUUGAAUCCGCUACUAGCGAAAAUUCGACAUUGCGUUUGGAGGCAACAAGAUGGCGUCAGCGAGCGAAUCUCUUAGUGGAACGUUCAAACAAGACCAGUCCGGAAGACUGGAAACGUUUGCAGACCGAGCGAGAAAAUUUGGCAAAAAUGCUCACCCAGGAGAAAGAACUUCUGAAGAAGUCCAACGAAGAAUUAAAUUCAAUCCGGGUAGAGAAGAGCAAAUUAGAUGUGGAAAUCUCCAAUUUAUCCAAGCAGCUAACGAGUUCGACAGAGCAGAACAAGAAAUACGCCGAUGAGUUAGACGUACUGCGCCAAGCUGGAGCAAAGAUGACCACAGAGAUAGGCGAGGUGAAGACAUCGUUGACGAAACGUGACGAAGACUUGAAAAAAUUGACGGAUGAGCUCGCCAGCAAAGAGGAACAGUUGACGGAUGCCAAGAGCAAGGAAACACAAAUCCGAAAGAUCGCCAAACGUUACAAGGAUUCAUAUAUCGAGCUCAAGAAACAGGUUGAUGAGAAGGAUGGCGAAGGAGCUAAGCCAACGGAAGGCGGAACAGGAGAAAAUAACGGGGAAGGCAACAGUGGUGAACAACAAGAGAAGCCCACCGAGAAUAACUCCACGGAACUCAAAGAAGAAAAUGACACCCUUAAAAAGGAAAACGAACUACUUAAGAGUAAACUUGAGAAGGCUGAGCGUAAUCAAGAAAUUCUGAAGGAUGUUAAACAUCGUAUUCUCAGCCUAACGGAAUCGAAGAACACCAUGACCCGUGAGCUCACAAACGCUAAAACACAGAUCCAGUCGUUGGAGCAUGUCCGUGAUGAAAACGAAUUAUUGAAAUCGCAGUACGAGGGACGAAUUUCGAGAAUCACGAAGGAGCAUAUCGAUCAGGAUAAGGAAAAAUCGGAUUCCAUUGCUCGUUUGACGCGUGAGAACGAACAGCUCACCAUUCGAUUGAAUCAAUUGACCCGUCAAUUGGGAUUGCAACAGGGCGCUAAGCCAUCCACCAGUGCUCCUGGAUCAUCAGAGAAAACUUCUACGGAAAGUCCUCGCACUGCGAAUGUGAAGCCGAUUCCUGGUCCAAGCGCACAACAAUCUGCUACAGUCACGCCCCGCCGUGGAAGUGAAACUCCGUUGGCUAGUAUUCGUCCAAUGUCGGUUCAAGCAAGCAGCAGAACUGCUGCUGUUCUUCCUACAAGCCAAACAUCCAAUAAUGUCGCCAUUGUGCAGGGUUCAUCCUCUUCGUCUUCCUCCUCAAACACUGGAAGCGUGACGGCUCUAGUUCCACCGCAACAGCAAGUUCAUACCACCGGAGGCAACAAUAACUCUAAUGAAUCAAUGUCCUCAUCGCCAACCAGCUCCCACACGGACUACAUGCCGGCCACCAGUUCGGCAAAUGUGGCCGUGGCAGCUGUUCCUCCGAUGGGCACCGCAUCCACAUCUUCCUCGACUGCCGAAAGCAGCUCGUCGCAGCAGCAGGAAAACGAAAGCAUUCCAGCCCAGCAACCGAAUGAACCUGGUCCGUCACAGGUCCAUGUUUCCGCCGGUCAACCAUCUCAGGCGGUGGCACUCGUCUCACCGCAUAUCGAAGGGGCACCUCAAAAUAGUGGAGUUGUUGCCCAGUCCGCUCAAUCAUCUCCACAGAUACAGGUUCCGCCUCCACAAGAACAGCAGAAUCCAGCACCCAGCACCAGUGGAACAUCGUCGAAUGCUCAACCAAUUUCCCUCAGUAGCCACCAUCAGGCGUCAACUUCCAGCAACACUGUGACUACUUCGCAGGCUGCCGCAGGCCACAAGCGUCCCAGGGAUGUUGAAGGAGACAGUUCAACUGACAACGUGGAACAACCGGGUGAAAAAUCGGCUCCGGUUAACAAGCGCACCCGAAUGCAGGGUGGGGAAGCUUUUCAAAAAUCACAGGGCGUCACCGAAUCCGGAGUAGAUGUAGAAUAUCAGGUGCCGACUUCGUCGCAGCGAGAUCAGGAAGAUGACAUAAUUGUGGUCGAUUCCGAAGAAGAAGGUAUGGCGGAUGAGGGAACGGCCGACGAAGGUACCGCAGAAGCGGAUGAUGGGCCGUUCGAAGGUUAUGAAGCGGAAGAGGCAUACGAACAGGACGAACCAGAAAUGGCUGGCAAUUAUGACGAAGGCGAAGGUCCCGAUAUCGAUGAAGACAACGUUCAGUCGGCUAACAAUGAAGUCGACGUAGAGGACGAAAAUGAGGUUCCAAAUCAGUCUGGUACAUCGUCGUCGACAACCGGUGCCCAGGUGGCUCCGGAUGCAGAAACUUGCAGCACCAGUGUGGGACAAAGUAGUAAUGCCGGUCCGUCCACAUCUUCGGACGGUCAAGCUAAGGAAAGUAGCAGCCAGCAGAGUCUUAACGAAGAGCAACAAAUUCAAAGCAUUAGCAGUGGCAGUGGUGAGCCGUCGUCGGGGCCGUCAACAGCACCAUCUCCCUCCUCUUCGGCUGGUCCGAGUUCAGCUAGCGCCGCUACUGCGGCAGCCGCAUCCACGUCUUCGGCGACCACUACGUCCUCCUCCGCAGGUUCUUCGGCAACGGCAUCCAGCGUGGGAUCUCCUUCUCAAAGUCGGCGGCAGGUAAACCCCUUGGCUCGGCAGCAACAACAGCAGCUACUGCUUAUGCAACAGACCUACGAAGAGAGUGCUGAUGAUCGUAUCGUACCCAGUACGCCGACCCUCUACGUUCCACGACGAACCGAUGGUUUCAGUGAUGCUGUAUCAUCGCCACACCCACAAGUACCGAAUGCACGGUUUACCUUUUCGGAAACGGGUCGCUCCAGCGCUGUGAUAGAAACCCAUCAAAUGCUACCGGUCGGUAUCGACGACACCCGUAUGGAUCUAUCGCAGCUGGACGAAUCCGGUGCAACAAGCGGUGCUACCGGUCGUAGCGUUCCAAACACUCCACUCCAGACGUCACCGAGCGAACACGAACGAGCUGUUAUUCACGGAGAAGCGGCAGUUCCCUCGAACAGUAGCAAUGAAGCGGAACAGGCUGGAGAACAACUGGCGCCAUCAGGCAGUGCCUCGUCCAUUGCUACCAACGAAGACGUCGGGCAGCAGGAAGCUACAGAGGGUCCUUCUGGUGUAAGCAGCGAAGGAGAAAGUCAGGUUCCUGAAGUGACGGUCUCUGCUGCGGAAGAUGACGAUGACUAUGAUAUCACUGAAUCAACAACGGUAGAAAGGACUGAUAAUGAUCAGGCGGCCUCGACUUCUGAGGCCACCGCUGCACACUCCGGCGAAGCCAUGGACGAUGAUGAUUUGGAGAUGGACAUCGAGGGAGAAAACCGGGAUAGAAGUACGGAUACUGGCACGCAUGAAGAAUCAGCGGACAGUGUCACUUCAGAUGGCGAAAAACCUGGGACGUCAUCUACCUCAACUCCGAUGGAUGAAGGAAGUGAGGCAGAGGUUUUGCCAACACCAAGCACACGCGGUCGUGGUCGGGGUCGCGGUCGUCGUUUUGGGGUGCGCGGUAGCAUUCCAAGAUAUACAGGUUUGAAUGAAGGACGAUCUCUAAACCGUUCUGGCCCAGGAGUGGUCCCAAUGCACCAGCAGCGUUCACCGAUGGGAAGUCCCAACAGAGCAUUCCAGCAUCAUAUUUCCCCGCACCGUCAGCACGGACAGUCCUACGCGCAACAACAGAUUAGUCCACCGAUGCGUCGUAAUACAAGAUCCAAUCGGGCGAAUCGUCGCUCAACACCAAAUUAUCGUCCUUGAGCCGAACAGAAUUAGAGUUCGUUACAAACCAGAUCCUCGUUUGAGAGAUACUUACAGAUAGAUGCCAAGUAAGUUGCACAUUUUUUUCAAUUUUUUCGUUCGUUGUACAAAGCUACAUUGGUAGACAUUCAUUUUUGAAAGGACAACUCGAUAAAUUUAGAGUAAUUACUCUAAUCGUUAAAAGAGUAACAAACAAUCUUAUGGGAUGUGAUUAAAAUAAAUUAAAUGAAUUCUGAGGUUA